UUGGUGGCCGGGGCUCCGGUCGCGCCCGCGGACCAGCCGGGCCCUGAACCGGCCCGGAGCGCCCGGGCCAGGCCCCGCCCCCGGCGCGGACAGCCAGACCCCGCCUCCGCGCCUCCAGGUCCCGGGCCCGCCCACGGGGGGCGGGGCGCGCCUCCGGACUCCUGACGGGCGGCGGGAGCCGCAGAAGCCCGGCCGCGCCGAGCGGCUUGAGCGCGCUUCCCGGGCCGGCUCCCCGCGUCGGCCUCUCUCCUGCCUUCCCGCCCUUCCCGCCGGCCGCCUCCAGACCUGGGCCCGCCGUUUCCCGGCUGUCGCAGCUCGCCUGGCGUGUCCGCCGCGCACGGGCGCUCGCUCCCAGGACCUGGGGGCUGGACCGACGUGUUCAUUCAGAAUGUAGGGGUAUCUUUGCACUUCACAAAGAGUUUUUUUAUUCUUUGCCUAGUUUUUUUUUUAGCACUUUAAAUUCAUUCAUUAAACAAGUGUUUGUUGAACAUCUGUUAUGUGCCUCAAACUGUUCCAGGCACUGGGCAGAGGGCAAUUGAAAAAAAAGCAUACAGAUCCUCUGAAAUCCCUGCCCUCCGAGGCGGCGUGCGUGCUUCUUAGGUGAACCUGAAGUUACUUCUUUUAAGAUUUGGCUCCCACCAAGCGGUGAAAGUGAGCCAAUCGUUUAUAGGCGUUAGAGAUGUGAGCGAAAUACUAUGUUGUGCAGAAAGGGAAUUACAACCCACAACCCAAAACUAAUGAAUAUGCAGAACGUUUCAGGGCUAGUAGCUGACAGGACUCCUGAUACGGGUGCUGAAAGGGAUCGAGCACCUUCUCUCCAAAGCCUGGAUAAAAAUGCUUCCUUUUUUCUUUAUUCAUCAACGCUUAGUUGAGUCUGUACUCUGUACUCGGUGCUGUGCUAGGUGCUGGAGUUCCAAAACUUGUGAGCCGGUUUCUGCUUGCAAGGGGCUUACAGUCUACGGAGAGAGAGUUCCUGCAAGAGAAGUGUUGAAAUCUCUAACUGUAAUUGUGGAUUUGUCCAUUUGUUCUUUCAUAUCUGAUAUCUCUUCCCAGCUCUCAGACAUCUUGGACAAUGUCAACUGUGUCAUCAACCGCUUCCAGGAAGAAUUGGGAUAUGAUUUAAAAGAAAAGGUGAAAUCUGACCGAACAGAGCAAAAGGGCAAGAACAGAUUCAUCUUGCUGGAGAAAAUUGCCUCCUUCUCCGAAGAUGCUAAGACUAAAGAGAAGCACUUGUACGAAAUUCUCCGCUGGCUGGGUGACUGGGGUGACAGUCUGACCUAUGAGUUCAGGAACAGGAAGGGUAAGGAGGAAGAGAAAGCUCUGGACGAAUGGAUCGAGGUGAUGGAGAAGGUGUUACCUCUCUCUCUCAUUGCCACCAAAGGAGGCAUCGAGUCUCUCAUUUCCCUUUGCUCUACUCUCAUUGAAAGACAAAAGAAAAGGACACAAAUAUCCAAACACACCUUCUGGCAGGACUGGUGGGAACAAAGCCCCCCCAGAUCUGCAUCCUAUCCUCAGCCACUGAGCCCAGAGCAGAUGCUCCAGGACAAGCAUACUACCUGCAUGAAGGUCUCUGAGGUGACGUCCAUGCUGCAGGAGCUCCUGGACUCCACCAUGUUUAACCAGGGGGAGGUCAGAGCCAUCAGGUACAUGUCUGCUGUGGUGGAGAACCUCAACAAGGCCUUGACCCUCCAGCACAAGGAGAAUAAUAAUCUGGAGACCAAAUACAGGAACCUGAAAAUAGAGAUGACCAAAGAACUCAGCAGCCAGAGGCUCUACUUCCAGAAUUCCCUCCAAGUUCUCCAGAGCAAGAGGGAUGCCCUACUAAAGCAGGUAGAAAUCCUAGGGAGAAAAUACCAUGACCUCCUCCUGAUAAAGCAUGCCUUAGAGUUCCAGCUGAAGAAGGCUCAGUCUUCUAGAGAUCAAGCAGAAGAACCAGCCAAGAUCUUGGUCGACUCCCUGGGCCCCCCUGAGAAAGAGACCCUUCCAAAGAAAAAAACAGUCAUGGAGGAAACCCAACAGGAACCCAAGGAGUGGUUGUUUUUGUCACUGACCCCAGGUUCCAUGGCCCCAGCCUGGGACAGUGGUACCAGGCCUUCAACGUCUCAGCCACUUUCCACCAUGACCACACAUUCAAGGAUUGCAGAUGUGUACAGCAGCAAGGACACUGAACAUCUCCACCCCGUGUUGCUGUCCCCGGUGGAUCACAAGUUUCCUAAGAAAUGGGAAGGACCUGUGGCAGAGAGCCCAGGACACCAAGUCAAAGACCAGAAGGACUUCCAGAAAGCAACCCAGGAGAAGGAAGGACUCCAAAUUAAGUCUCAUUUUAGGACGCAGCUGUCCCCAGAGAGCUCCAAGAAGGUGGCCUUGAAGAGCAAAGUGGAGCACUGGGAAGAGGAACUCAGCUGGGAGAGGCAGAGGCAGCAGUGGCUGGAGGAGGAGGCGAUGUGGCUGCAGCGGCAGAAGAAAUGGGCCCUGCUGGAGCGGGAGCACCAGGAGAAGCUGCAGCAGUGGGAGUUGCAGGAGAAGGCGAGGGAGCAGCAGCGGAGGUUGGGCCAGCAGGAGAAGGAGCAAGGGGGCCCGCGGAGAGAGCUAGAGCGGUCAGGGGAGGACGUAGGCAGAAUGAUCUUCACGACUACCAGGCGGUGGAAGGACCUGGAGAAGGCAUCGCUGGCGCCUCCCCCAAGCCGGGCCCAGUCUGCUUACCAAGGCAGGAGGCCACACCGGCCCAGGUCCCCUAGUACCCAGCGGCCUGCCCCCAGAAACCAGAGGAACCUGAGUUCUGCCAAGUCUACCCAGAAACCACGGGCCUGCCAGGUUCCCACGAAGCCCAAGAAAUCGGCCUCCUUCCCUGUCACAGGCACAUCCAUCCAAAAGGUGUCCCGGCCUCCCUUGCAAACGUCCCCGGCAACUCUUAAAGGGAAAGUAUACCACAUGGACGCAGAGGCCCAGAGGAAGAACCUGAAGCUUCUGGAGGAGGCUGAGCCGGGGCUGCCCCACUCCCUGCGCAGCAAGGCGCUGGAGCUCACCACCACCACCAUGGAGCUGAGCACGCUCCGGCUGCAGUGCCUGUGCCGUAGGUACAUCCUCUACAGACGCUUCCAGAGCCUCCGACAGGAAGUGAUCAACCACAUACAAGUCAUGAGAGAAACUGAGACUACCUACAAGGCCCAGAACCUUUACAUCUUCCUGGAAAACAUCGACCACCUGCAGAACCUCUGGCUGCAGGCCUGGGCAGACAAGCAGAAGGACCUGGAGGAGAAGCGCCGAGAGUGUCUGAGCAGCAUGGUGACCAUGUUCCCCAAGCUCCAGCUGGAGUGGAACACCCACAUGCACAUUCCUGUGAUCACCAACCCAAAGUCGAGGAAAAGCAAGCCACCCCCCUCCUUUCUUCGCCGCACCCACUCCUGUGGUCCCUCCUCCAAGCAGUCCCCAGAGCACUGUGCAGCCAAGCACUGGAAAUGUGUGCCCCUGCGCCGGGCCCGCCAACAGGAGAACCAGAUGGAGGCCAUCUGGAGAACUGAUGUGGCCUCCUCCAGUUACCCAAUAGAAGAGAGGACUCCCCCCAGCCUGCCCUGGGAGCAGCUAGGAGGGUGCCCAGACGUUCCCCGGCUGUUGGCCUUGGAUGUGCAUUCCUCCUACCGCAGAAGCUUAAGGUCCCUCAAGGCCUGUGUCUUGGUGGCUGACAGAAAGGAACGCCAGGAAGCCCCGGAUGAGUCAGCCGAGCUUGUCUGUAAAAAGUCAAAUGAGUCCCUUCCUGGAACCCUAAAAAGCCAGAAGGAUCGAGACAAUCUCAGUCCCCACUCCAUCCCUUAGUCAGUGAUUCUCAAACUUCAGGGUGACUAAACAUCACAUGGGAACUUGAUUCAAAUGCAGGUUCCCAGCUGGUGUUUUUACACAAACAUCCUGGGUAUUGCUAAGUAGUCCUAGAACUUUGAGAAACACGACUUUCCUCCUUCAGUCCCCAAACUGUACAUUUUUAAUAAAAUAGAGGUGUGUUUAUUUUUAAAGAU
Messenger RNA from Ailuropoda melanoleuca (giant panda), 4010 nucleotides. RefSeq names its product family with sequence similarity 186 member B (gene FAM186B). The coding region runs from base 835 to 3813 and encodes 992 amino acids. The record is from RefSeq and is a predicted model, not a curated record. Lineage: Eukaryota; Metazoa; Chordata; Mammalia; Carnivora; Ursidae. The transcript is spliced from 9 exons.